This is a messenger RNA of Rhopilema esculentum, 4808 nucleotides long. The record is from RefSeq and is a predicted model, not a curated record. Lineage: Eukaryota; Metazoa; Cnidaria; Scyphozoa; Rhizostomeae; Rhizostomatidae.
UAGCAUAUGAAAAAUUCAUUUAGAAAUCUGCAAACUACAUUAAGGGCAUAUGAAGAAGGCGUAAAGAAAAAAUGAAGAGCACAUUAGGAAAACAUAAUUGCUUCCGAACAAAUAAUAAUCAGGCUUUCUUAAAUCAAGAAAUCCUUGGAAACAUGACUCAUUAGAACUCUUACACAACAGUGUUAGCAAUAACGUUGACCUCCUACUCCCUAAAAAUUGAUCAGUAUAAAGUCCUUGCGCUAAUGGUUGCAAUGAUUUUACCUUUGAUUUGGUAUUUGGUCUCAAUAUGCUAAUUUCAAAAAGCCCUCCUUGUGAUGUUGCUGUCUAGUUUCCAUACUGCUCUACCUGAUGACGUAAUUAGUUUACCCUAAACCUAACCCUAACUCUAACCCUAAACCUAACCAUAACCCUAAACCUAACCCUGACCCUAACCCUUUACUUGAAUAAUUAAUCAUACUAAUUUAUGACUAUUAAUCAUGCUUAUUUAUGACUAUCAGGUCGAGCAGUAUGGAAACUAGACAAUUCCCCUUGUGAUAGCCCUGCAUAACUAAAAACGUUUUCUCAAGGGGUCUUGACAUGCAAAGAAGAGUUGUUUCAAAAGCAUUGCUUAGUCUCAACCUUAUGGGGGCAUCAAAGGCAUCGAAGUUUUCAUUGCAAUUCCCCAUUGACUAGAAAAAUGUAGCUUUAGGCUACCUAGGGAUUAUUAAGUCUCAUUCCAUUCUUUGUUUUUGCAACAUAUUUCUUGAGGGAACAUGUCUUGAUUCUAUCAGACAAAACAGGUUACCACCAUAAGUAACUCUCUGAGAAUGGUAUUUUAUUUAGUUUGCGAUCAUGCACUGUCAGAUUUCAUUCCUUUCACGAGUCGCUUCAGAGGGCAACCCAACACGUGUGCUUCUCAACACUGGCAAGGAAGGAAGAAUUUAAAAUGGCAAUGGCCUUGUUGAGAAAAUCUUCAAAAUGGAAGUCCAGCGGAGCACAGCAAAAGCUCUUUAUUUCUGGAAAUGCGGAGGAGAUCUUUGAGACAUCUUAUUUGAAGUAGCACUUGUAAACAAUUUCCAUGGUUUCCAAGUUGAGAAUGACUACACUGUGUUAGAAAAAUAAUGAAAGAAGAGAAACAGCCAACCCUAGGUGAAGUGAACGCAGCGAAUCCUGUCGAAUUUAGUAGAGAUGUGCUUGAUGACAAUAAAGCUACAUGGGAGCAUGAAGACCUUGCAAAGGUUCAAGUACUUGUCUUUCAUGGCCAUGACAAAGGCGUAAAUUCAUGCUGCUUCAUGGAUAAUGAUGAAAUCCUGAUUAGUGCUUCAGAUGAUCACACAGUAAAGAUAUGGAAUCGAAAAAAGCAAGAAAAUGUUGGAACCCUCUCUGGUCAUGAUGGCAAAGUAACUUCCUGCCGUGCAUCAUUUGAUGCUAGAAGGAUUGCUUCGACAGGUUGGGACAAUCAUGUCAUUGUUUGGGAUACUAUCACCGGAAAACCAUUGUGGACUGGAAUCCACGAUGGAAUUGUCACAACAUGUGACUUUUCAUUCGACGGGAAAUACGUUGUCACCGGUAACGAUCUUGAAAAUGCUCUCAGAGUUUGGGAUGCAUAUAACGGAAAGCUUAUCAAGACAAUGAAUUGCCACCAGAAUACAGUCACGUGCUGUCGUUUCUCAAAAAUGACCUACCGGUUUUGCAGCACCUCGAUGGAUCAAACAACACGUGUUAUUGAUUUGCAGAAUUACCGUGAUGAUAUAUCUCCACACCAAGUACUUAGAUUGGGUGGCCACGAAAACAUCAUAUCAUGUGCAGGCUUUUCUGGGGAUGAUCGACGGCUUUGCACAGGAUCAUGGGACAAGACUUUAAAAAUGUGGGAUGUAAAUGCUGGUUCCUAUAGGAAAGAAGGCCCCGUCCCACUCACAGAAGGACACGAAGGAUCGAUCAGUUCGUGCAAGUUCAGCGAUGACGGGACUGUUCUUGUUUCCGCUUCCUAUGAUCAGACUGUUACGAUAUGGGAUGCAGAUCUGGCUUACAAGAAGUUCUCUUUACAGGGCCAUACAGGCUGGGUCACUGAUUGCGAUCUCAGUAAGAAUAUGGCACUUGUUGCCUCAUGUUCGAAAGAUGGCACCUUACGCAUUUGGAACAUUGAAAGAAGCGAAGAUAUUCCAAUAGUUUUACAAAAUAAACUAAGCAUCGGGCUGCAGAUGCUCAAGUGCCAGAAAUGCGGGAAAAUGUUCUCUAUAUCUAAAGCUCAAGACCCCGAUUCCUUCAAGUUCUGUGUAUUUUGCCGUCUCAAAGAGCCAGUUAGGCCAUUCUCAUCUGAAGAAUUCAUUGGAGAUGUAUCACCUUUACCACUUGUUCAUGACAGUUUGAAGUGAUCGAGAUACACCUGCAAUUUCGACUGGAACAGACCUUUUAAAUUCUUAUUAUCGGCUGUGUGAAACUAGAACUUUUGACAGUGACCCCGGUUCAAGACUAGAGCAAGCCAAUCAGCUGUUUAAAAUGCAAUAUGCAAGGAUACAUAUUUAGAUGCUUAGCUGCUUGUUGUAGUUGAUUUUAUCGUCGAUAAAAAUGCUUGAUCUGAGCAGAAUGUUGUUUAUAUCAGUCCAUCAUUGCUAACAAGAUUAAUUUCCCUGCUUUAUUUUUGCAAUUUUUAACUUUUUAAUACAUUGGCUUUCACUGAUAUUUGAAUUGCUUUGGGAAAAUUUUCUAUGAUUUACUUUAAGAACUUCUCGUUAUCAAACCAAACAUAUAGUACUUCAAUGUAGCUGAAAAUAAUAAUAACUACUUACGAUCAUUCUUACUUAAAAUUGUUAAAUUUUAUCGAUGCAAUGGUUGUCUGGCACGCAAUGUCUUGCUAACAUCGAUACCGACAUUUUAUCAUUCUUUUCUUUUCUUUAUUUACUUAAAAAGCCUUCCUUUUCAAAAUCUUCCCCUUGGAUAAAACCGCGGAACCAUGUCAUUGCAUGUUUUAGAGCAUUUUUCAUAGAUACUUGUCGAACUAUAAGGCGUUAAACAUUGACCAAACGGUAGGCGAAAAGUUUUGCCUAUGUGCAGAUCGAAAGUAACGGAAGAGGAAUAGUGGUGUGUUUGGUUGGUUCUUUGUUUUCACCAGUCAGCAAGCCGCUAACCCUGAACAUAGUUGAACUUUCAAAGGAAGAGAACAGACUCUUUCUAUCGAAACAAGUCAGAAAGCACUAAAUUAAAAAUAUUUGAUAAAACAAUGAAGUACAAAACAUAAACUGGAUAAAACAAAGAAGUAUAAUUCUUGCAUUAUGAGUUGCCAUAUGAUCUUAUGCAUCAAAAUGAUGCUUGUUGUUUUUCCGGCUUCACAACAAAGUCCAGCUUGUUUAAGACUGGGGAGUAUUUGUAAACCCUAUAACAGGCCAGAAGAUUGUCCACACAGUCUUGCUGAACAAUGAAGUAAAAGUCCUUUUAAUUUCCAGCAUGGGGCAUUUGCAAUAGAUCAGCCUGCAGCAUGACUUUCUUUCACUGCAUCUGCUAAUCCUCGCUCAGUUCUACCCACACCAACCAUUGUUCUUCAAUAUACAAUCAUUAAGUGUUUAGUUCUGUGAUGAAACAGAUGGUUCUGUUAAAUUUUUAAUAGAAACAACAUUGGAAAUGCAUCUGGUUCUCUCACAUCUUCUUGAAGUCUGCAGUCUUCUGGUUUCUUUUUAUCAAUAAUUGAUAAAGCGAAAUUUCUUCACAGCUUUGCUGCGGUCGUUAGCUAAUGCUUAUCGUCGAAUGUAAUGCUUGAUUAUUGUGCAUCUUGAGGCCAGUAAUUACGAUAAUUUCUUUUGCGUUUGAAGUUCUGUUGAAAUUACUUAGCUUAGGUUAUUUCGUGUGUUGCACUGCACCGCCGAAUGUUUUUGCAUUCAGGCUGCUUUUAUUCAUAAUCUGCAUUGUAUAAAGUUUAAAGCCUGGAAUACUUUUUCGUAAAACAUCGUAUAUCUGCUGGAACAGAUUUUAUUAUCUCUUGCUGCUGUCUUCUUUACAAUUUAUGGAAUUUUCAUAGGAGUUAUUGCAAGCUUUCUUAAAUAAUGUAAUUAACAUGAAGAAAACAAAUUACUGGUUGUUCAAUAAAAUCCUCACAAAAAAUCAAGAAUUAGGAGCAGGGGUGUAGUGCUAAGGGGUGCUGAGCCUCCCCUUGUUGAUGCCAAAAAUUUGCAAAUUUGCUAUUGUUUUUUGCAACAUUUUGUGCAAUAGCCCCCUAGCACGACACCACUGAUUAAGAGCCAAACUAUUUUUCAUAUGCUUGCAAUAUGUUCUCUUUUUUAAAACACCCGAAACGAAUUCUUCAGUUUCAUCUUUGAUCUGAAGGUAACGGUUGAUAUGUAUUUGGUAAAUAGAGAAAUGCAACUAAUUCGACUUUUGUAACUUAGUGAGUAAGUCAGCAGUCAGCAAUUAAGUUUGGUUAUAAGAGAAGUCAUUGGAAGUGUGGAAGUCACUCUCAGUACGCUAUCUCAUUUGUAUCAUCCUUUCUCUGUUGAUUUUUCACCAUUAAUUUAAUCUUAUUUCAAGCAUUCAUUGCUAGGUAUUUGCAAUAAAACGCAUAUGCUGCAUUCCGAGCGAACUAUUGAAUCAUUGUAAAGAAAAUCUCACACAAGUUUACUGAAUAAAGGUUUUUUCAAAUGCUAUGCGAAGGUAGUCCUCUUAGAAGCUUAACAAUCGCUACACAUAUGCUUCUCCUGCACGCCUAUGUGCAUCAUUAUCUGCAUAAAACCUGCAUGACACCUAACAGUAAAUACGUAAAAGAAUAUAUAUUUAUUAGAAUGAUAGUACAAAUAAUCAUACUACACAUUAAACUGCACAUAAUGAUGCUACUUACACAG